AACCGGAAGCAGUUUAUUUUACGUCGGUAGACUUGACACUAGUUUGUCCGGAGCAUCACAACAUUGUCCUGACGCUUUGUUCGAAAGACAGAAAGCAUCGCACUUGUCUUCGAUGAAGUGCGUAUGAAACCAGGCUAUGUCCACAAUGGUGUAUCCUCGUGAAGAAGCCCUGGAGCGCCUGAGCCAGGAUGAGAUCGUCCUCAACACCAAGGCCGUCAUGCAGGGCCUGGAGACGCUGCGCGGCGAACACGCCCAGAUCCUCAACUCGCUGCUGGACUGCGCCCAGCCCCCCGCCGCGCAGGAGAAAUCCGGCCUGCUGCGCAAGAGUCUGGAGGCCAUCGAGCUGGGCCUGGGAGAGGCACAGGUGAUCAUCGCCCUGUCGAGCCACCUGAGCGCCGUGGAGUCGGAGAAGCAGAAGCUGCGGGCUCAGGUGCGCCGGCUCUGCCAGGAGAACCAGUGGCUGCGGGACGAGCUGGCCGGGACGCAGCACAAACUGCAGCGCAGCGAGCAGAGCGUGGCGCAGCUGGAGGAGGAGAAGAAGCACCUGGUGUUCAUGAACCAGAUCAAGAAGUUUGACGAUGACGUGUCUCCGUCGGAGGAGAAGAACCAGAGCUCUGGCGGGGGAGGAAGUGGAGGAGACACUUCGAAGGACAGUCUGGACGACUUGUUCCCCAACGAUGACGACCAGGGGCCAGCCCAGCCCAGCGGAGAGGUGGCGGCUCAGCAGGGGGGCUACGAGAUCCCGGCCCGCCUCAGGACGCUGCACAACCUGGUGAUCCAGUACGCCUCGCAGGGCCGCUACGAGGUGGCCGUGCCGCUCUGCAAACAGGCUCUGGAGGACCUGGAGAAAACAUCCGGACACGACCACCCCGAUGUCGCCACCAUGCUCAACAUCCUGGCUCUGGUGUACAGGGAUCAGAACAAGUACAAAGAGGCGGCUCACCUGCUGAACGACGCGCUGGCCAUCAGAGAGAAGACGCUGGGGAAGGAUCACCCCGCUGUGGCCGCCACCCUCAACAACCUGGCCGUCCUGUACGGAAAGAGAGGGAAAUACAAGGAGGCCGAACCUCUGUGCAAGAGAGCGCUGGAAAUCAGAGAGAAGGUGUUGGGGAAGUACCACCCAGAUGUAGCCAAGCAGCUGAACAACCUGGCGCUGCUGUGUCAGAACCAGGGGAAGUACGACGAGGUGGAGUACUACUACAGUCGGGCCCUCGAGAUCUACGAGUCCAAACUGGGAGCCGAUGACCCCAACGUGGCCAAGAAAAAUAACCUGGCGACGUGCUACCUGAAGCAGGGGAAGUUCAAAGACGCUGAGGCUCUGUACAAAGAGAUCCUGACCAGAGCACACGAGAAGGAGUUUGGAUCCGUCAACAAUGACAACAAACCAAUCUGGAUGCACGCAGAGGAGAGAGAGGAGAGCAAGGGUAAACGUAAGGACUCGGGCCCGUAUGUAGAGUAUGGCAGCUGGUACAAGGCCUGCAAGGUGGACAGCCCCACAGUGAACACAACCCUGAAAAGCUUGGGGGCUCUGUACCGUCGUCAGGGCAAACUGGAGGCGGCCGAAACUCUGGAGGAGUGUGCCAGCAAGACCCGUAAACAGGGAAUCGAUGCCAUUAACCAGAGUAAGGUGGUGGAGCUGCUGAAGGACGGGGGGGGCGGAGGGGGGGACAGACGACACAGCAGGGAGGGAAUCAACGGGCCGCGGGGGCAGAGCGAGGGCGAGGACUCCGCGGAGUGGAACGGGGAUGGGAACGGGUCUCUGCGGCGCAGCGGCUCCUUCGGGAAGAUCCGUGACGCCCUGAGGAGGAGCAGCGAGAUGCUGGUGAAGAAGCUGCAGGGGAGCGGGCCUCAGGAGCCACGGAACCCAGGAAUGAAGAGAGCAAGCUCCCUCAACUUCCUCAACAAGAGCACUGAGGAGACCACACAGGACGCCCCCCCCGGCCUCUCGGACUGCAGGGGACUCAGCUCCAGCAACGUGGACCUAUCCAGACGCAGCUCCCUGAUUGGCUAGGCCGAGAGAGGAGGCGGGACUGAGGAGAGGCUGUUUGCAGCUUGGUUUGAUCCACACUCUAAAGCGAGAUCAGACACUUGCACCUGCAGCAUAUUUUUUAAAGAACACUGAGAGAGAGAAAACACCACCUCACGUAGCGUCAUCCUGUUUAGACACGGUCGCUGCUUCGCUGUACAAAACGCUGCCAUCAAUCACUAAAGAGAAUAUUUAGAUACACAUUAAUCAGCAUGCUGCUUACUAGACGGUGGAAUGUCUGCACCUGAACGCAUCGUGUUUUAGCACCGUGGCGUAUAUCCACAUCGUGAUGAGUCCCGUGUUUAGUGUGCAGACACUCGUAGGCUAAAUGUACUCCGGUUCCAGUUCAGAGAGGAGCGUUUGCACUCUGUAUAUCUCACCAGUAGCAUGGAGUAUCUCCCGAUUGCUAACCGCCCAUUCCAUGCAUAUCACAGACGGUCCAAAUGGUUCCGUCCGCUUUGAUUUAAACGAGGAUAGCAGAGGUAUUUAAGAAGAUUUUUCAAAAUUAGCACUAACCAUGUAAACCUCACUGUUUGCCUUUCUUGUUGUUUUAUGUAUAUACAGUUUUAAAUUAUUUGAUGUUUCUUUCCUUGUAAAUAGUGCACUUUUUUUUUGGUUUACACUUCAUUGGGUCUAAGAAAAUACUUCUUAUCUAAAAGGGGGAGGACUGGAAAACAAAGAAAUAUGAAAAGUUCCUAAAAAGUACCUCAAUCGCUGAAUUCUGCUGACUCAUGGUUCAGUUUAGUCGUAAUGCACUUUGAGCCCCUACGGCGCCCUCUGCUGGUCAUGUUUAUAUCAGUCAUUCUUUAAACUUUGAUAUGAAAGUGUCAGAAAGUUCAUUUGAAAUUAUAUUUACAAUGUCUCCUCAAUACUACCUACUGUUGAAUAAAACACUACUUUCAGGUCCUCACAAAACACGUCCAGGCUUACUGCCAUAAGUCUGAAAGCUACUGAAGGCAAAUAUUUCUUUUUUAAUGUAGGAAUAAGGGUAACUAUCUUAUCAAAGCUGGUGCAGUGCAUCAACAGCGUGUUCAUGUAUUCCUCUUGUGAACGGUUUCCCCCUGUAUCGUUUUCUACGGAACAAUCCUCAGUGUCACGUGUUUUCCCUCCUGAUGAUUUGUGUUUCCUGUUUUUGAUCUGAGCUUUUUAUGUUAAAGGUACUGAUAAUCAUUUGAAUGUUCAAUUACAUAUCGAUUGUGGGAUCCGGUGGCUUUCACACCGGAUGUCUGUAUUGUGCUGUUUCCACCAAAAAUGAGACCAAUACCAAGAGAACUGUCCACAGAAUGUACGCGUGUUAUCAUGCGAACUCGAGUUUGGCCUCGGCAAGUUGUGGCGUCGCUUCAACUGGGAUCAGAUUGUCAAGAACAACAACUUUGUUUGCAUCAUGUGUACGUUUGUCUUUGUUUACUCGUAGAAAGGGAAACUCCUGACAAUCUGAGUUAGAUUUCUAAGACGGGAGGAUGCAGGAUUGUUGCAUUUUGUCCACGACGGUGCAUGCACACCAUCGCCAAAUUCCCCAACAACCUGACUCCGGCCCUUUCUCAAAAUCACCUUUUGAUGACGUCACAUUGCUGACUCCAAAAUAAUGAAAGUGCUUGAUCUGUCAGCUUCUGAUUGUGCGCCGUGGUGCGGGUUUUAGAUCGUAAUGUAGAAGUGAACGCAUGAAGGAAAGAAGGCCUACAGUAAGUGUUGAGGCAGAACAAAGAAAUGCUAUGGAAAGACGUUGCGGGAGGAAAAGUGCGUUAAGUGUCCGCAGCGAAUAAUGUACAGAGCAAUCCUUUAUAUGUUUGUUCACAUCAGAAUGAUAAUGUGUAGGACUAGUCUACUUCCUGACUGUAACACUGAGCACUCUACCGAUCAUCACGUAUUCACCUCUGGGUUGGUUUGCUGGAAGCGUCUGUAAUUCGUCUGACUGUGUAUUAAUAGCUCCAUAAAUAUUAAGCACAAUAAUCUAAAACGGCUAUGGUUGUAAAUGUUCUGAAAGAUUUCCCUGUGUGGAGUUUUUACUCAGAUGGCAAAUGUUCUAGAUCGAUGGUCACGUGUGUGUGCUAUACUGGGUGUCAUUGUGAAGGGGCCAACCCAAUGUGUAUUUUAUCAAAAGGUUCAAUAAAUACAAACUCCACUUUUCAAA
This is a messenger RNA of Gymnodraco acuticeps, 4157 nucleotides long. RefSeq names its product kinesin light chain 2-like. Gene Ontology annotation, cellular component: kinesin complex; cytoplasm; membrane-bounded organelle. NCBI's taxonomy places the organism in Eukaryota, Metazoa, Chordata, Actinopteri, Perciformes, Bathydraconidae. Gene Ontology annotation, biological process: microtubule-based movement. Gene Ontology annotation, molecular function: kinesin binding. The record is from RefSeq and is a predicted model, not a curated record.